AUGGAUCAAUACAGUGCACCCUACAGCGCCCCCCGCAAGACUAUCUCGAAGUGGUGGCCCAUUGGCUUCUUUAUUUCUGCUGUUAUCCUCUUCAUCAUCGGUGGUGCCCUGAUCGGGUCCUACCUCUCUGCUGGAUAUAAGACCUGUACCUCGGCACUGUACUAUGGCGACUAUACCUACGACUACUCCUGCUUCGCGGGCAAUAUUGGCCAGUACAAUGGUGGCAUUGCCAUGCUUGUCCUCGGUGGUCUAUCCAAAUUUAUUGGCUGGGUUCUCUUGAUUGUCUAUUGCGUGCAGCGCCGCCGUUAA
Molecule: messenger RNA, 309 nt
Organism: Penicillium subrubescens
Lineage: Eukaryota; Fungi; Ascomycota; Eurotiomycetes; Eurotiales; Aspergillaceae
Exons: 1
Coding region: 1-309 (102 amino acids)
Source: RefSeq, a predicted model, not a curated record